CCACCCCACCACACCCCAACCAUAAACCACCAUGCAUCCACCAAAUCUAUUCCAACGAGCUCCAACCGUGCCAGCGCUCACUACCUCACAAUGGGUUCCCAUUCCAACCACCCAGCUCUCGAGCUGACGCGCGAAAACGUCAUUGCCGCCCACGCUCUGGUGAAACCGCACAUCCACUACACUCCCGUCCAAACCAACACCACACUCUCCACACUCGCAUCCACGCCGCAGACCCCCGACGCGCUCAAAGGCACACCGUGGGAAGGACAAGAACCCGCGAAGCCUAACUUCAAGUUGUUCUUCAAAUGCGAGAAUUUCCAGCGCAUCGGCGCGUUCAAGGUCCGCGGGGCGUUUCAUGCUGUGAAGCGGUUGAUUGAGCGGACUGAGGGUGGAUUGGAGGAGGUUAGGAAGAAAGGCAUUGUUACGCAUAGCAGCGGCAACCACGCCCAAGCCCUCGCUCUAGCAGGCAAAACCUUCUCCAUCCCCGCACACAUCGUCAUGCCGUCCAUCUCCACCCCUUCCAAGAUCGCAGGCACGAAAUCCCAAGGCGCAAUCGUGCAUUUCAGCGGAUCUACUAGUCACGAACGCGAAGCUGUCGUCGCAGACGUUAUCAAAGAUACCGGCGCAACGUUGGUCCCGCCGUACGACCACGUCGAUAUCAUACUCGGCCAGGGCACAAUGGCGCUAGAAACUACAUCGCAAGUCGCCGAGCUUCUCUCGGCUAAUGCGGAGCUGGGAGUACACGGGGAGAGCAAAAAGGGACUCGACGCGUUCAUCGCGCCCUGUGGAGGCGGCGGGAUGCUCGCAGGUAACGCAGUAGCCCUCCACGGAACAGGUAUCCGCGUGUUCGGCGCCGAACCGAGUUUCGAGGGCGCCGACGACGCGAGACGAGGUGUAGAAGCGGGAUCGCGCGUUACUUCUGUCAAAACGCUCACCAUUGCCGAUGGUCUGCGGACGCCGCUCGGAGUCACGAAUUGGAAAAUCAUCUCGGAUCCGAAGUAUAUAGCUGGUCUUUACGCGGUGACGGAGCAGAAUAUCAGGGAUGCUAUGAAGUUGGUUUUGGAGCGGAUGAAGUGCUUUGUGGAACCUUCUGCUGUAGUGGGGUUGGCUGUGAUUCUGUUCAACGAGGAUUUCCGGAGGAUGGUGGAGAAGGAGGGUGGGAGCGAGGGGUGGAAUAUCGGUGUUGUUUUCAGCGGGGGGAAUACAACCGUUGAAGCGAUUUCCAAGAUCUUCGAAGUCAAGACGCAAGAAAAAGCCGAAAGAGCUGAGGGGAAAGUAGGGGAAGAUGGGGAGAGAGUCGCCGAGAACGUUGCCGGGUAG
This is a messenger RNA of Periconia digitata, 1320 nucleotides long. Lineage: Eukaryota; Fungi; Ascomycota; Dothideomycetes; Pleosporales; Periconiaceae. The record is from the annotation of a GenBank genome assembly.